Talpa occidentalis (Iberian mole) is the source of this 2288-nucleotide messenger RNA. RefSeq names its product prostaglandin E synthase 3 (gene PTGES3). Bases 756 to 1403 code for a protein of 215 amino acids. Gene Ontology annotation, biological process: telomerase holoenzyme complex assembly; chaperone-mediated protein complex assembly; telomere maintenance via telomerase. Gene Ontology annotation, molecular function: Hsp90 protein binding; prostaglandin-E synthase activity; protein-folding chaperone binding. Gene Ontology annotation, cellular component: cytosol; nucleus. The transcript has 9 exons. The record is from RefSeq and is a predicted model, not a curated record. NCBI's taxonomy places the organism in Eukaryota, Metazoa, Chordata, Mammalia, Eulipotyphla, Talpidae.
UUUUUUUUUAAGAUUUAUUCAUUUAUUUAUACAAGCACUGGGUACGGUCAGAAGCACGGGAGGGUGAGAAAACCCACCAGAGCCAGAGCGGGGAGCAGAACAGGCAGAUUGAUGAAAUACACUGCUGAGGGGAGCAACGGGUGCGACAGGAGAGGUCUGCGCACCACGCGGGACUCUCGCCGGUGGCCGGGGAUCGAACCAGCGCCGCAGAGGCUGUGUGCAGCCCAGCGCCCAACCUCUGUGCCACUAGGGGAGGCCCUAAUUUUUACAACUUAUUAUAAAUUCAAAAAAGAAAAAGAUUUUUGGCUCCUGAGUCAACCCCUGAUUUAGAUCAUUUAAUUUUGCUUUUAUUAUCUGGAAAAUUAUUCUAGUACUGCUGUGACAAAGAAAGUACCAGGGUGGGUGAGACUUUUUUUUUUCCUCACAGUUCUGGAGAGUGUUGGUCUGGUAUCAAGAUGUUAGCCGGAUUAGUUUCUUUUGAGGUCUCGUGUCCGUGCCUUGCAGAUGCCAUCUUCACCAGGGUCUUCCCUAUGUAACUGUGUUGUGAUUUCUCAGAGGACACCAGUAGUAUCUGGUUGUAGCGCAUUCUGAAGUUUCGUUUUAAUUACCUCUAAAGACCCUCUCCAGAAAUAGUCACAUUUGGAGGUGAUGUAGGUUAGGACUUCAACAUGUAUUUGGAAGGCGACUCAAUUCAGUGAUAAAAUGCCAACUCUAAAUUUGAGGAAAGGUUUUCCCCUGGUUAUGAUGUCCUUAAUAUGAACAGACUUUUGAGGAGCUUGUACACUUGGUUUUUGUUCAAUCAUCAUCGUAAUGACAGGCUCACCAUCGUGUGUCCUCCAUUGCGGCAGGCUCUCACAUGCAACCUGUCUCUUACAAGACUGGAAUUACAUUUACUGUGGAGUGUAACAUGUAUCAUCAGGAGGCAGCCUGCUUCUGCAAAGUGGUACGAUCGAAGGGACUAUGUCUUCAUUGAAUUUUGUGUUGAAGACAGUAAAGAUGUUAAUGUAAAUUUUGAAAAAUCCAAACUUACAUUCAGUUGUCUUGGAGGAAGUGAUAAUUUUAAACAUUUAAAUGAAAUUGAUCUUUUUCACUGUAUUGAUCCAAAUGAUUCCAAGCAUAAAAGAACGGACAGGUCAAUUUUAUGUUGUUUACGAAAAGGAGAAUCUGGCCAGUCGUGGCCAAGGUUAACAAAAGAAAGGGCAAAGCUUAAUUGGCUUAGUGUGGACUUCAAUAAUUGGAAAGACUGGGAAGAUGAUUCAGAUGAAGACAUGUCUAAUUUUGAUCGCUUCUCUGAGAUGAUGAACAACAUGGGUGGUGAUGAGGAUGUAGAUUUACCAGAAGUAGAUGGAGCAGAUGAUGAUUCACAAGACAGUGAUGAUGAAAAAAUGCCAGAUCUGGAGUAAAGGAGUAUUGUCAUCACCGGAAUUUAAGAAAGAAAAAUAACUUCUCUGCAAGAUUUCAUGAUUGAGAGAAUUCCUGAGUUGAUAGCUCUAAAGGCAGAUGCUGUAUUUGCCUCCUUUAACCCAUUUUUCAACAUGUUUGUUUUUUAAAAGGCUUCACUAAGGGUUGAUAUGUACCAUUGUAUGGGGCAAUUUUAAGUCAGCUAAGGCAAUAACCUUAUGCAUGAACAUUUCCCAGAUUUACAUGACACUGUUGCGGUUCUAGGCAAUUGGUACAGCAGUUGUGAUAAAAAACAUUUCGCCUAAGUCUCCUUUACUUCAUAACAUAGAUAACUGACAUGAUGAUAGGGAAGUUCAGGCUUAGGGAAAGAUAACUAAAUUUUAGAUUUUAGAACAUGGACUCAAAAUGGCUGAAAUAAAUUGGGUGAUACCAUAAACUAAUAACCCAUUGUUCCUCUGAUGUAUCCUUCAGGAUUGUUCCACUAAAGUUUUAUUUUAAAAAAUUUAUUUCACAUUCUUGUACUUAAGUGAUCACUUGUCAGUGUUCCAGAUGUAUCUUAGCUAAAACUAGUGAAUGCCCUAACUUAGAUGGUUUUUGAAGCCUGUACAUUUGGUAUUGUUUGACCCUUAAACUUUUACAUCUCUUAGCAUGGAGGACGAAGAAAGGCUAUAUAUCGUUGCUUGAGAGUCUGUACAUUUAGACCAAAUUUGUAUUUGCACUGUCAGUAUGGCAAAUGAGUGGAAAAAAAAUGUUAAUACACUAUUGGGUUUUUUAUUUCUUUUUGAUUCAGCUUGUAUGAGGGCUGAAAAACCUCAAUUUUUUGUUCAUGACAGUGGGGACUUUUUUUUUAAUGUCUACAUUCUUUCUAAUAAACUGUUGGAAGAUUU